Messenger RNA from Anoplophora glabripennis (Asian longhorned beetle), 1217 nucleotides. Its product is annotated as UPF0565 protein C2orf69 homolog. The record is from RefSeq and is a predicted model, not a curated record. Bases 150 to 1112 code for a protein of 320 amino acids. Gene Ontology annotation, cellular component: mitochondrion. Lineage: Eukaryota; Metazoa; Arthropoda; Insecta; Coleoptera; Cerambycidae. The transcript has 6 exons.
UUCAAUAAUAUAGUUAUUUGGUUUGGUUAUAAAUGAUUAAAUCGUAAAAUAGUGAUAUUUAUAUAAUACAAUUAUUAAAAACGACAAGAUAUUUUAAAAAUAUUCAAUUAUUAUUUUCUUGGAGAGUUGAUGUGAAGCACUUGGGAGUGAUGGGAGGGCGUACCCGCCCAUUUCCCGUUCGGUUAUGCGGCAUUCCUGGGUUCGAAGGAAGAACUAACGAUAUCGUGUAUUGCGGACCGAUUCGAAGGACCGACCAUUCCAGUUUAGUUAUUUUCUUCGGAGGAGAUAUCCAGGAUUUUACUGAGAACAUGCAAAGUCAUCGCGAUAACAAAAAUUAUAUAAAAUGGAAUUUGGAAAAUACCGCUCAACUUUUGCAAUCAAAAUUUAAGGAGAAUCACAUAAUGGUUGUACGACCCUCAAGGCUGGAGUAUAAAACGUUUAGCUGUUAUGAAAAUUUCGUCCCGUGUAUUAAUUGCGGAGCACCGGAACACACUCCCAUGCACAACGGGUUGAUACAUCUGGAAAAAUUAAUAUGCAACUUAUCUGAAAAGUUAAAUUCUAUGACUGAAUGCGAUUUUCAAGCCGCUAUGGAAGUUUCAAAAAGAGCAAUUGUACAGGAUGAUGACGUUUCAGUGAAAGACGAUCUGGUCAAUGGAGAAUCCAGUGAAGAUAGCUUGACAGAGCCAACUACCGAUUUGGAAAAUUCGAACAUCAUUCUAAUAGGGUUUAGUAAGGGAUGCGUCGUGUUAAAUCAAUUCUUGUACGAGUUUCAUUAUUUCAAAACGCUUAAAUCAGAUGACAGCAGUCUCUUGAGGGUUAUUUCAAAGGUCACGGAUAUGUUCUGGUUAGAUGGCGGGCACUCGGGUGGAAAAAAUACCUGGAUUACUUCGCGACCUCUCUUGGAAACGUUGACAGGAUUAGGUAUUAAAAUUCAUAUUCAUGUCACUCCAUAUCAAAUCCAAGACGAUCGUCGUCCUUGGAUAAAAAAGGAGGAAAAAGCCUUUAGCGAUACUCUUCGUAGACAAGGCACCGCUAUAGACCGUACCGUACAUUUUGAAAAUGUACCCGCAAGUUUGCUGCAACACUUUGACGUUAUAAAAAUUUUCAAUUAAACUUGGUCUUUCCCAGUCUGUCAGUAAUGAUCUCAGUCCUUGAAGGUAUUAUUAACUUAUUUGUUUUACUUGUAGGUCUGGUUGAAUAAACUCUUUUAAUUUAAA